This is a messenger RNA of Papaver somniferum (opium poppy), 1431 nucleotides long. RefSeq lists its product as uncharacterized. NCBI's taxonomy places the organism in Eukaryota, Viridiplantae, Streptophyta, Magnoliopsida, Ranunculales, Papaveraceae. The transcript is spliced from 5 exons. The record is from RefSeq and is a predicted model, not a curated record. Bases 143 to 1033 code for a protein of 296 amino acids. Gene Ontology annotation, biological process: morphogenesis of a branching structure.
AAUGCCACUAAGGUGGCCACUCUCCUUUUUCUUUUGCCAUUGAAUCUUUCUUCUUUCUCAGUCUUUGUAGCACUGAUUAGUGUUUCUUUACUUUUGAGAUCUUGAGUUGGAAUAAGUUGCAGACUGCAGAGACAGAGGAAGAAUGAAGAUAUUCAACUGGGUUCAUAGGAAAUUUCAACAAAAUGCUGAUAGCUACUCUGUGUGUCCAAAAAAAGAGGGAAAAUUGCCGCUGGAAAAAACAAAACACGAAAUCCAUAUAAACAAUUCGCACGAUAAGGAGGUGUUACUUGACAAUGUCACUUUAGUUGAAGUUCUGGACGGUUGGAAAGAUGGCAUUUUAACGAUUGGUACAUUUGGUUUUGAUCCCUUGAAAGAAAACGAAGAAUUUUCACCUGACAACAACAAAGAAUGUGUCCAAGAAGAAGAAGAAGAAAAUUCUGCUGAGAAAAAUAAAGGAAUGCUGAAUCCAGUAGUUGUUAAGGCUUUCGAAAUUGAGUUUCUCAAAGAAAUGGGCUCAAAUCUUGACGCAAGUGUACCGAGACUUGAUCAUUUAACUCCCAGAGUUGAGGAUGCUCCUUUACUGAAAUUUAUUGAAUCCCCUGAAAUCAAAGCCGAUGAGGUAGAGAUUGAUAAGAAGAAGAGAACAACACUUGCCGAUUUGUUCUCAGCUGACUCAGUUGAUGGUGCCAUGGAGAAAUCAGGUUUGGAUGAGGAAAAGUCAGAAUCGAAUAAGAAAUCCUCGGCAACAAAAACUGGUCACUCAUUCGGCAAGAAGCUAAUGCCUCCCAAGGGUGAGACUCGAGUAAUAAAAAAAUUACACAAGAUGGUAACAAAGAUGUUGAAGAAGAAGAUUCAUCCUGACCUUGAAAGCAAGCAGGUCCGUGGAAAUAAGGAAGGAUCAAUUGCAAAUGAAUCGACCGUGGAGAUGAUGAACUGUAAUGGUGUAUCAGCAGCACAAUGUAUUCAGGACUCGAGCCAGGUUACUGGAAGGGUGGAAUUGAUUUCUCUACUUUCAACUCAAACAAGUGUGUAGACUCCGAUACAAUUUCCACCAUAGAUUUCCCUGGGACAUAGAUGAAGCUGUUUUGUUUGAGUAAUUUUAUUAGAUCUUUGGGAUGAUUUUUUCUUAGCUGCUCUGAACUUUAUAAUAUGUAAGGAUUUGGUUUGUUGAUAUAUUGUUCUUUUCUUAUUUUUUCUUACUUUGUCAGUAACUUAUAUCGUAGAGAAGUUUGGACUCCAUAUCUCAAAUGUCACCCCUCGAACACUUUAUCAUCCGAUCAAAGAGACAUCUGCUCAUCAAUUGUUGAUGCUAUUUAAGAAAUUUGAUUGUUAAGCGAUAUAAAUGUUGUACCCUGCGGGAAAAUUGUGUAAUACAGAUAUGUAUAUGUUGGAUUGAGUACUGGUCUCACGGGUGAUGUCGGUGAGAUUUUU